GAAGCCAGUUUGAAAUGUUAGAAUAAGAUAAGGGUUAGCUGCGAGUGACAGGAGUGCUUCUCUCUAUCUUAUUAUGUAUAUUUUCAUCGUUCUUUUUUUAUAUGCCAUGGAUCUACUAUGCAUGAUGUCAAAUGUUAAAGGAAAUACUUGUGAGCUUCAGAAAGCUAAAAUGGUGAUUAUGCCCAAUGUUAUUGAAAUGAUGAGCCGUGAACACACAAUCAGCUGCUCUGCUCCACAGUGUCUCUCUGGUGUGAGGUGCCACUUCUACAGGGGAGCUGAAUCAGAGCCGUUCAGAUCAGUGAGCUCAGACAGCAACCUGUGUAACUUCACUGCAAGUGGAGUAGAGCUGCUGGGAGAUGUGGAUCUAAAGAGUGAAGGCUAUCUGCAUUUCAGUUGUGAUUAUGAAGAUAUCAUCAAAAGUGAAACCUCAGGGAGAAGUGACAACAUGAAAGUAAUAGUGAAGGAGCUUGUGAAAGCUGAAAUCAAAAGAGCGAGCACCGAGGAUCAGAAGAAUGAAUCUGUCAUGAUUAGAUGUGAAGGGGAUCGGCCAGUUAAAGGAUUUUGUCAUUUUUAUAAGAAUGAAGCUCUUUUCAGAUCAGAGGCAUAUGCCACAGGUGUAAAAGCCUGCGUGAUUUCUGUGUUUAAAUAUCAGCUGUUGGAUCAAAGAUCAGAAAAGAGUGUCACUCAAGUGAACGUGAGCUGUGAAAUUGAAGUCAUAAGAGAAAAUGACAAAAGAAAAUCACGCCGCAGUAGGAAGGUGACAGUAGAUGUAUAUGGUAAUCUAGGUAAACCAGCAUUGAGUGCAACAUCUGACAUAACUGGAAAGGAAGAAGCAGUAACACUGACAUGUGAAUUGCCUCAGACAUUCCCUGAAGCUCACUGCCAUUUCUACAGAGAUGGCGAUUCACAUCCAUUCAAGUCAAAGAGUUCUGAAGAUAACAAGUGUGAGCUGUCUGUGAAUGGACAUGAACUGCUAGGAGGUCAAACUACAGGGAUGGAGACUGAGGUUCAACUGAGGUGUGACUACACUCUGAAUAUGAGCCCAGAGAUUCAUUCACAGUACAGCAAGGACUGGAGUGUAAGAGUGCUGGAUAUUCCAAAACCAGAGAUUUCUUUCUAUGAUGAAAAUAAAACUUCAAUUCUCUGUAUAGCCCCUGACAAUGUCACUGAAGUGCUGUUCAGCUUGUAUCAGGAGGGGACAGAAGAAUGGUCUGAGAGUAAAAAGGCUGAAAAGAAUCAGAACGUUGUUAUCUUUGAAACUUCAAGGCAUGAUGGUGAGAAGUCUCAGGGCUACUGGUGUCAAUAUGAGUAUGAAGGAAUAAAAUCACCCAAAAGUGAUGUGAUCCACACAGAUGAAGGAGGAGCGGCAAUCAUCACAUAUGCAGCUGGAGGAGCAGCUUUCUUAGGCUUACUGAGCAUAAUACUUAUGUAUUUAUGCUGUUGUCGCAAGAAAAGUAAACAACCCAUUGAAUCGCAAUUCCAUUUCACAAAUGAAGAAAAUGGCAAUUUAAUCAACAGCACAUAUGCUAUGGUAAAUGCUCCCUGUCAAGAAAAUAUUCAAUCAGCGACAUCACAGAACUCAGAGUUAAAAGAAGACAUCACAUAUUCUACAGUAACUACAAUUGUAAAGAAGAAAAAGAAGAAAGUCAUUGAUGAAUCAAUAGUGUACUCCACACUCAAGGGGAUUUGAGAGACAAAUGCAGACUAGAUGUACAGGAGUGUCAUCUGACUAAGCAGGAAAUACAGUAGCAACAACCAGCUAUUCAUUCGACUGAAUACAUGUGUGACACUUGGAUUUUGGCUGUAAACAUUUAGGGCUUAUGCUGAGCAGCCUCUAAAAAUACACCAAAUUAAAUCUACUUUUGCCAGGCAACAAUACAGUGCGCUACACUCUGCUGAAUCCUGCGUUGGAACACAUGAAAAUGUGCAAUCAAGAAAAUUGCACAGAACACCCUACUUUACAAGAAGUUAUUUUUUAAGUUUGUUUUCUUGAAGUGUGUUUUCUGCAUUAAGCAACAUUUUUAUUUUUUUUUUUUGGACUGGCAUGCAGAGGUAGAUAGUGCUGCUACCCUUAUAAAAAGGAAAAAGGUAAAGAAACAAUGUAAACAUUACUCUUUUUAUAUUUAUACUAAAUAUAACCUUCAUACUUGGUUUAUGACUUGAAAAAGAGAAGGGCAUUUCCUCUGUACAGUGCAAAAAUAAUUGAAGUAUAAAUUGGCCAAAUGAAGGAAACAAAAGAAAUGAGAAACAAUGCUGCUCGUUCUAAUUAGGGUCAUGGACGAAAGAGCAGAUAAGAAACAGCCUUGCACAGGAUAGCAGGGCCCGUUCAGACUCACUGACACAGGCCCAACAUGUAAUUACAAAUUAACCUUACUAGUAUCUGUUUUGGGAAGUGGGAGAAAACACAGACUGUCCCUCAGAAACCUCACAUACAUAGAGGGUGAAUAAGCAAACUCCAUAAAAACAACUACUGGGUUUGGGAUUGAAGUCCAGAACAGGGCAUCUGUGAGGCUGUAUUGUUAUUGAGUGAUUUCAAAUUUAUCAUAAAUUUAUCAAGGAAAGGCAGGACACUGGACUAUAAACCUGGUGUUGAGUUAAAAAGGCUAAAUUUGGAAUUGAUUUGUUUGUUGACUUUCCAAUUUAAAUCAAUUUUUAGGGAUUUGGUUUAAUUCUUGUUCAAUUCAGUGACUAUAUUAAAUGUUUGUUCUCCCGGAGUCCAAGUGGAUUUUCUUUAAAGCCGAUAAGCCUAAGUGGUGCAUUUUUUUGGGAUGUGGCGGUGUUUGGGGACUAGAAUGCCUUGUGGAAAACCUGUACAGACAUGGGGAGAACUUGCAUCAGUUUCCCUACACAUGCACACUUCACUGGCCCUGUGUGCAUAAAUGUGCCUCAAUGAAUUGACGUUGCAUCCUAGGAUAAUUUCUGUUUUAUCCCUGAUAAUGCUGGGAUAGGAAAUGAUUCACUGAGGCCCUGCAAUUGAAAGAAAAUAUUCAAUACUGGGUGAAUAAUUAAAGUAUGCAUAGGGGAGUUAACACAAUUAUUAUAGUUUAACUGUCUGGUGGGAACAAGAUACAUUUUUCAAAAAUAUGUUCAGUAGUCCCAAUACUUUGAUAGUAAUUGCAACCAGACCUUAAGAAAUUGACUUGUUUUUAUUAUUACCUAUUUGACUGACACUGUUAUCCAUGGAUAUAUUUUUAGCAGUUACACUAGUGCAGCGGUGACUUGUUCAUGGUCACAAUGUGAAUCAAAGUAACUUAUCUGACAGCUCUGGUUUUCAAAAUCUGAUGUGUUGUCCACUACAUCACUCUGCUAGCUGUGUUUUAGCAGAGAUAUCAAAAAGUAACUAGACCAGGAAUUUCAGUUAAAAUAUUGACAUUUCCUUUAGAAGUAUAGAAUGUUAUUACAACUGUGAAUGUUUGAUUAACUGCUACUGCAUACAAUAUGCUUAUGGACAACAGGGACAUUAAAGGCAGCUGCAGUACCACUUAUAUGUGUCUUGACUGCAAGUAAAUCGAUAGAAUAAAUUCCCAUCAUUUUUAUUAUGAAUUGUGGACAAUAGAUAAACUCUUGAGAAAUUCCUGAACCCAAACAACAAAUAGGAGGCCAUUUCAACAAAAAGACAGGUUUAUUAAAAGAGAAGAAUACUUAGAAGAAGGGAGUAAGAAAAGUGCACACAAAAUGGUAAAAUGACAGGGCCUACUAAGACAGUAGCAGUCAUUAGCGAUCCCUUGGGACAGCUGAACAACAAAUAUAAUGUAGUCAUCUCACCCCUGCUUAUCUUCCAUACUUCACACUUUCUUCUUCUCUGACCUUCAUCUAACAAUCAUUUGCUCUUGUCCACCCAACAUCCAAACUCCAAAAACAAUUGGCUAAAUGGGGUUUUUAUAGCCAGAUUAUUGUACAUCUUAUGAUAGAUCCUGGGAAUCACUUCACCAAGCCCUGGUUUCAAUAGGGUUGACCUCCUGGCGGCACAUAUUCCCCUCAUAUAUAUCUAUACUGGAGAGUUUCACAAGUACCCUGUGAGGCUAAAGUAUACUCUCAUCUCAUGCUUUGGAAAGUUCAAAAACUUGAAAAACUACAACAGGAAUUUCCCAAUUUAUUCUUGGGCCUUGCUAAACCCAGUUCUGUAAUGGUAAAACCCUCUGCUUGUCAUAUAUGGUGCCCUAGAUCUCGUUAUAAUAUUUGACAUUACUUGCAAGUAAAUGUAUAGCAAAAAAGCAAUUGAAAUCAAGAAGUCAAAAGGUCCACUUUGACUUACCAUAAAACAAAAAUAUUACAAGUUGAUUUCAAUUUGAGUCGAGAAAAAGGAUGUGAGAUGAUGAGUCUAAAAGCGAUCAAGAAGGAAGUUGUUAUCUUAAAAAUAGCUAUACACUGAUAACAAAGAUAUUCUGUUUGUUGUGCUAUUAGCAAACAUUGUUUAAGUUAUUAAUGUCAUAAUUUAAAACCUUUUUACUUAUAUAAUGUUAAAGAGUGAUUUGCUUCCAAAUUUAUUUUUAAGAAACCACCUUUUUCCAGACAUUUGCAUGGUUUGGUGACUACUUAUAUUUCUCCUAUUGGUGUGGGUUUAAACUUAAUAGCAGGGAUACUUUAUAAUGUGGUCUGAGAAUUUUCAUUUAUGGAAAGCAACCAAGAAGUGUAUUUUUUUACUAUAGUGUAUUUUUAUGCAUUUUUUUUCUUAGAUUCUUACAUGUUGUAGUUUGUCUAUGUAACCUUGUCAAGAAUUUAACAAACUGACAAUAUGCAGAAAUAAAAUUCCUCUAAUUAGUAGAUGGUAGCAAAAGUUUUAAAAUUUUUUAUAGGACUCACCCAUUUUUUUGUUACUGUUAUAAAUAAGAACACUUUGUGGAGAGCAUCUAUAGACUUGGAAAAUCCCCUUCCAAUUCACUGUUGUUUUUACUUGAACAUUACCUUUCAGCAGCUAAUAUAUCCUAAAGUCUUGAACUACAAAGAUUUUCUGACUUCCCAAGCUCACAACUUCAAUUCUUCAUUCACGGCACACUUUCUAACAUAUUCUAGCAGUCCAAAGAAAUGAAGGUGCUAGCAGGGCUCACAGGGCACCCUCAGAAAGGGUCAGCAAACAUUAAUGAACUUAAUUGUAGCAGCAUAUUUAAGCGACAUUUCACAUUCAGAACAAUGAAAACAAAAUGAUUAUUGAACAUCUCAGGCUAUUAUGUACAAAGUUCCCAGGGAUAGCAUAUAAUGACAUCACCCUUAUUCACUGCUCAGAUGUGAACUGAAUAACUUCCUACAAGAGCAAAUAGACAAAUGUACCAGAAAUUUAAAAAAAAACUAAUAAGGCAUACAGUAUGUACAUAUCAUAAUCAUGUGAAAAUUUAAACUACAUACCUGGUAGAAUAUUCAUGCAACAAUGCCAUAAUUGCCACGGUGCCACAGGCAAUUCCAAUACAAUAUCACUUACCAUUUUUACUCGUGUACCAUGCGCCCUCAUGUAAGACGCGCACCCUAAUUUUUACAAAGAAAAUUGCGAAAACCGUUUUGCCCCGUGUACGACACGCGUUGUGAUUGUAUAGGAAGCGUUUAGGGCAUGUUUUCUGCAAAAUGCCCUUCUGUUUUUGUUGCAUGACAAAAGUUUUUCUUUCUUCCGUCGCGCGAGAGUGAGCGAGUGAGAGAGAGAGAGAGCAUGAGGGAGCAAGAAAGAGAGAGAGAGAGAGAGCGCAAGCAGGAGAGAGAGUGAGUGAGAGGGCGCAAGCAGAAGAAAUA
Molecule: messenger RNA, 5718 nt
Organism: Erpetoichthys calabaricus (reedfish)
Lineage: Eukaryota; Metazoa; Chordata; Cladistia; Polypteriformes; Polypteridae
Exons: 12
Coding region: 74-1690 (538 amino acids)
Source: RefSeq, a predicted model, not a curated record